AUGUCAAUGGAUAUACCUAACGCGUUUAUCCAAACAUUGAUGCCCGAGCAGGAAGAAGGAGAAGCUGGACUGCUGGUUGACUACAUGAUUGACCUAGAUCCGACGUAUUGGGAUUUUGUAGUAAUCGAAAAUGGACGUCAAGUGAUCUAUGUUGUGAUCCUCCGUGCUAUUUAUGGGAUGUUACAGGCUUCGUUGCUAUGGUACCGAAAUCUGAGGGCAUCGCUGGAAGAAUACGGAUUCGUGUUUAAUGUAUACAAUCCGUGCAUUGCAAAUAUGAUGGUCAACAAAAAGCAAUUGACUAUCAGAUUUUAUGUUGAGGAUGUGCUAGCGAGCCACAUGGAACAAAGAGUUCUCGAGGAUUUCUUUACAUGGAUAAAUGAGAGAUACGGAGGACUAAAGGAAGUGACUUGCACAUGGGGACGAGUUCACACCUAUCUGGGAAUGACAUUGGAUUAUUCAAAGAAAGGAACGCUGAAGAUUCGAAUGGACGAUUAUGUUCAAAGAAUGCUCGACAAGUUUUCUGUCAAGUUUAAAGAGGAUGACAAACAGGAAACACCUGCUGGCAAUAAUUUGCUGGGGGUAGGAAAAGGAAAACUGGCAAUAAGUUGCUGGGGGUAG
Molecule: messenger RNA, 618 nt
Organism: Cylindrotheca closterium
Lineage: Eukaryota; Bacillariophyta; Bacillariophyceae; Bacillariales; Bacillariaceae
Source: the annotation of a GenBank genome assembly